AUGGACCUGCUCAACCAGCUGGAGACCAAAGCCCUGAGUGCCUCGCUUGGAGUUUUCCACCACUGCCAAAUCACAGUUGGAGACAUUGGAACACUCUUUAAGAUUCGUAUUGUUCAUACGAACUCCAGAGUCUCCCCUUCCUGGCACUGUAAAGAGAUUGACACCUUCUCCCUAGAAGCCAUGACCCUUGAGAAUUUGUACAGGAUUGUCGUAGGCCAUGAUGGGCUUGGACCAGGAAGCAGCUGGUUUCUGGAUGAUGUUGUGAUCAAGGAUCCCACAAUGAGCCACGAAUAUGCCUUUUUCUGCCACAGAUGGCUGGAUCAAGGGGAGAAUGAUGGUAAAAUUGUCAGAGAACUGUAUGCCAGGGAUAACAGUAUCAUCUCUGCAAGGCAGAAGCUGGAAGUUAAGAGAAAAGAAACAUGGGCUGUGGAAAGCUGGAAGUUUAUGAAAGGAAAUACUCUUCAGCUCUGUCUGUAUCCAGAUGGCACAGCUGAUGCAGUUGGAGAGAAGACAGGCAAAUAUGGUCUCUUUGAUGUUAUUUUCAACAAAGGAAAUGUAUGCAUUUUCCAAAGUCAUGAAAUGAGGCAUCUUUCUCUGGCUCUUGACAACGGCUCUGUCGCUGGAAUGGCUGAGGCCCUUCCUCGGAGGCCUCGUGAGGGGGCACCCGUGCGUGAAACAGGAGCUGAACGGAGAAAACCCUUGUCUCAAAGGGCAGACCGGGAAGGACAGGUCUGCGUGAGUCACAAGCCUGCCUUUAACAGCGAGCUCAGUCCGCCGCCCCUCCUGCGAGUACAGCUGAGAGGCAGAACAACGAGCAGAGGAGCCCGGGGGCUUUCAGCACAGGGGGGUAGCGCUGAUGCCCGUGUUAUCUAUCGGGACCCGGUUCCUCCUGCUGGGGUCCAGCCCGCACCCCACAACACCAGGAGUGGGCCCCGGCCCCCCGGGCUCUCGCAGGCCAGAGCAGUCCGAGCACUAGGACAAAGUGGCGGAUCAGACCGCAGCUCCUGA
Molecule: messenger RNA, 1008 nt
Organism: Delphinapterus leucas (beluga whale)
Lineage: Eukaryota; Metazoa; Chordata; Mammalia; Artiodactyla; Monodontidae
Source: RefSeq, a predicted model, not a curated record